ACGAUCUGGGAUGGGAGUGAACAAUGCAAUACGUCACUCCAAUCGCUGACUUUUAAGCAUCAGUAUUUGGGGAAAAAAUCAUUGACUCUUGUCAUGUAAGUCGUACAUCAAAUGGACGGGGUGCUUAUGCAUAUUUGUCCAACUGCAUUUGAAAGAAUUUACGAUCGACCGCAAAAUGUAAUCUGCGCCCGAUAUCGAUGUAAAGUAAUGCUGAACAACUAUAUGAUUAACAUCAAGUUUCUAUAUAUAUACAUCUACAUCUAAAGGAGCCGUAAAGUUAAUUAACUACUAAACGUAGUAACUAUAGUAUUUUGCGCCGUUGUUCCGGUUUAGUUAACCGAGCCUGGUUACGUAGGUAUAUGAAUAAGUAUAUAAACAGCGGAACUGUGUGAUCUCGCUAUAACCGAGACAGGUAUACAUACUACCACAGCAGAAGCGGGAACGACGUCGCCAUGCAGUACAACGCUAAGGACUUCGUGUGUGCGAUAUCUCUGAUAUUUUUUUUGUACCUACAACAUGGACCCUACGUAGAGUGCACGUGUGCCCUGUCUCAGAGGUCCACGGAAUCGUUCAGGGAUCUGAUGGUCGGACGGUGUCUUCAUUACCAAACCGUCUUUAACCCUGAACCAUUCUGCUCAGAACCAAAAAACUGCACUCAGCUGUGGGAGUUGUUCCUACAAGGGCUCGCCUACCAGGCCCCAUGCAACACAUCACAGGACGGCUUCCGGCCCUUCCUUGACGCGGCACACCACACAACACCGAGAGACAAGCAUCUGUUUUGGUCUGGGGUGUACGAGUUCGUUUCACGGUACACCUACGAUGGUCAAAAACUGACCGCCAUUGACGACACUCUAGCAGGUUACUUAGCAGACAAUCUGCAAUUUUGUGGAAGUACCACCUCAACGGAUGGGAACGAGGCUAACGUGACGUCGUGUCCCAGGUGCUCCCAGUCGGCUUACUCUGCGUUCUGGAGUAUUGCUUCAAUUGAGUAUGCACGGGAAGCCAAAGGAGCCAUCAAGGUAAUGCUGAACGCCAGUCGUAGCCCAGCGUUCAGAGAAUCAUCAUACUUUACAACCAAGGAACUGCCUCAGUUGUACCAUCCAAAUGUGACAAGCGCACAUGUGAUGCUCGUCCAUCGUCUGGGACAGACACCUAAAGAAAACUGCUUGAGUCCCUCAGUGAAGAAUCUGACCACGAUACUGACGUCACGAGGUAUUCACACGACGUGCGAGGACCAACCGAGAGACGUAGUACUGCUACAGUGUGCAGAUUUCCCGGAGUCCACAGCCUGUCGUGACCUGUCCUUUACCUCCUCCGGGUCAGCCAAGCAGCGCGGCCUAGUGGUCGCCAACGUUGUGUUGGCGUUUACUUCUGUAAUAUUGUCUUUAAUGUAACACUGCAAGGUCUUAUAAAGAAACCUAUCUGAACUAACUUUACGAGCUCCCAAACGAGCGAGGAAUGGUGAUUAUGUUUAAUAUAAGUGGUUUUGUAAGUUGAUAUGUUAAAGCAACACAUUGUUUUUUAACCAAUGACCCACUAACUUGCCUCGAUAAGCUAUACAAAAACUAAAGUCAAAUUUGGGAAAAAGCAGAAAAAGUCAAACACAACGUAGGUAUACCUCAGAUUUAAAGAUGCAUACAAUACUUUAAGGGCAUGCUUGUACAAGAAUUCUUAUAUUCUUUGGGUGAUAUCACUCGUCAACGGCAAGAUUGCUGUAGACAGUCAAGCGAUACUGUGAUGCGUUUUCAAUUGUUACGUCAUUAUCAAACGCCGUCAUCUGACUGUAAUUUCAUAAUAUUAUAGGUCACUGAUGUACCCAUGUUAGAUAUGAGGGGUUUCCCUAUUCAUACCAACUGCAUGACGUCACGUCAACAUUCUUUUUGUAAACGAUAGGGAGAACAUGGUACGAGAUAAAGAAUUAUUCACCCCGUUGAGGUGAAAUUGGGAAUCUCAACCUCGGGGAAAGAUUCCAUAAUCUCACCUCUAUGGGGGGAAAGAUUAGAUUUAUUAAACAUGACUGUUCAAUAUCGGACACGUGUAUCUUUGAUGGGCAGAGUUGGAAGGAAAAUAAGUAUUGGCCAAAUGUACUUAAUAAUUUAGAGGAAAAGGAGUUUGUUUAACGUUGUUUUAGCUGCCAUAUUUUAAAUACAUCAUGCAGUGUAGCUCCACUAUUCCAGAUAUUUUACUUUUCAUAAAGAUCUUAACAACAAAUGUGAGGGAUUAAUUGAGGGUGAAGUUUCCUUCAAAAGUAAAUUUCUUGACCAAUGGCGUCCAGAUGUUAUUUGAUGGCCAAAUUCGGGAUGGCGAGAUACAGUACCAGUGCAUCAGUAGAUCAUGUUUUGAAAUAUAUUCUGACGUAGAUAAACUGCUACAGCCCGAGUGUUAACAUAAAAAUUCAGAAAUACAUGAAAAAAUCAAAUAUAUCGACAGUUUAUUACUGUUUUAUUGCUGAAUCAAUAAGAUCCGUAUGACAACAGGUGCUAAGUUUAUGUUCGUGUGUGUACGUGUGAGUUUGUUUAUUGAAUUGCUUUCAGACAGUUGAACUACAAUACUAUGAAUACAUGAAUAUAUAACGUAGGCCAAGAGUUCAAGGUUACUGUAUUAUGAGACAAUAAAGUACGUUAGAUGUGGAAUAUCACGGACAGAAAUGGUCAGUGAUGAUAAAUACAUUAUUAUCAGUAAUAUGUUAGUUUUCGGAUGGUUCCCUCUGGUUUCGUUAUCGUAAUUCUCUCCUUGUUACGACCUUAACAUAGUCUGGGACAACACGGUGAAUGCGUUGCAUGGGGCAUUAUCAUUGUGUGUUGAAAGGCUUAAACAUCCAAUCUCGAUAUCUUUGUAUAAAUACAAAAUUUGAACAACUAGUUGAUUUAAGGUUUAAGCAUUUUUUUCCUAUGGAAUUAUUCAAGGAUAAAUGUUAUAUAGAAGCCUGGGAUAUUAUAAGACUCUAUCAUGCCCAGGGAUGUAGGAUAGGGAAAUUCCACCCGAGGGAUUUUCAAAUUUGGUAAAACCCGAGGGUUUUGCCAAAUUUAAAUAAUCCCGAGGGUGUCAUUUCCCUAUCCUACACCCUUGGGCAAAAAAAAAGAGUAUUUUUCUCUCAUUUCAAUCACCAGAAUAAGCUCAAAAACCAUAAAAAUGCGUUUGAACUGGCCACUAUUUUGAAACUAUCCAUGAGCUUUAUAGAUGAAAACGAGUGUGUACUAACGAGUACAGUACAACCAAUAUACUUUUAGUGAAUCGAAUGACCUAGUUAACUACGUCUGAUUAUUUCUGAUUAUAAAAUUCUGUCAAACUUAUUUCUUUAAUUUUAUGUAAUAUGUGUUUUUUACGAAACGUUUUCAUACCGAAAAAUAGCAGAGUUGUUUAUAUAUAUAUGUUAUACUUGUUUCUAAUUUGCUCAAAUUACAAUUUUGUUUGAAGUUGAAUGAUUGUUUCCAGAUGUUGGCGUCACUACCAAUGUGUGAUUUAUGUCAAUAAAUAGAUUUAAAAGUGAAGGUAGUGACAUAAUAACUCAAAAAUCCUUUGUUUAACCUUAACCUCAUAUUUGAAUGCAAAUAGUUCUAAUGAAAAAUGUGCAAAAAUCCUUGUUUUAUUUUAACAUGUUAUUUCAAAAUUUUAUGUUUCAAAUAGUAACAUUUUUCAGAAAUAAA
Molecule: messenger RNA, 3647 nt
Organism: Mizuhopecten yessoensis (Yesso scallop)
Lineage: Eukaryota; Metazoa; Mollusca; Bivalvia; Pectinida; Pectinidae
Product: ADP-ribosyl cyclase/cyclic ADP-ribose hydrolase-like
Exons: 8
Coding region: 453-1394 (313 amino acids)
Biological process (GO): positive regulation of B cell proliferation
Cellular component (GO): plasma membrane
Molecular function (GO): NAD+ nucleosidase activity; phosphorus-oxygen lyase activity
Source: RefSeq, a predicted model, not a curated record